Messenger RNA from Rhipicephalus microplus (southern cattle tick), 977 nucleotides. RefSeq names its product nose resistant to fluoxetine protein 6. NCBI's taxonomy places the organism in Eukaryota, Metazoa, Arthropoda, Arachnida, Ixodida, Ixodidae. The record is from RefSeq and is a predicted model, not a curated record. Gene Ontology annotation, molecular function: acyltransferase activity, transferring groups other than amino-acyl groups.
AAGGCUUGCCGUGGUCGUAUUUUCUCUCCUCUCAUUGGUGGGCUGCUCUGUGGCGACGUGGCAAGUGGCUGGAAAUGAAAUGACGCCUUUCGUCGUGCCUCUCACUGAAGUGCCAUUGACUUUUUUGAGGACCCGCUCCUAUUACUUUUUCUACCCAUACUACCAUGCCGUGUGCUGCUUCAGCGGGUGCUUAACAUACUUCGUUGCAGCGAUGUACAAGGAAAAGAAAAUACCUGAGGCUUUGCAGAAGGUGGCAUGGUGUUUCGCUAUUGCCAGUGGCUUGUGCUGCAUUUGCAUAAAGGGACCCUGGUACCGAACAAGUGCUCCGACUACCGAGUUCGGCAAGCUCUGCACGGCGUUCUUUGACCGAAUCCUGUGGUCCGUGUUUCUCGCCUGGGUCACUCUCGCUUGCGCCACGGGACGAGGAGGCUUUGUCGCAUCGUCUCUGAGUUGGCGAGCCCUUCGUCCACUCAGCAGGCUGGCCUUCGCCAUGUACGUCGUCCACAUGCCAUUCAUGCAGUUUACUCUGCACAUUUCAAGAGAAAGGAUGUUCUUCUCGCACUUCUUUAUCGUUUCCUUCUCUAUGGUUGUGCUCACCUGGGGCUGUCUUUUAGCCUACUUGCUCUAUGUGUACUGCGAGGCGCCAGCAUGCAGAACUGUGGAACUCCUCUUUAGAGCUCGGUGCUUGAAGAGCGACAGUGCUGCAGGUGACGAGCUGCCCAUCGUUUUCGGCUCCGAAGAGAAACUGUCACACAUCGGCACAACAUUCCGCAAUGCUGGAAAGGACACCGCAAAGAAAGGUGUCGGCACCACAAUUUCAUUUGACGGUUUUCAUCGGGGCAAUAGUAGCCUCGUUAGCUGCCAUCUAUGACUUCAUUUUCAGAAGUGCAUUUCCUACCCGAAAAUGCUCAAGAACUUAUCAUGUACAAAUGACCCGUUCAGUUAUGGCUUUAAUAAAUAUCUCGGAAUUUCAAAGA